GCAGCCAUGCCACACAUCAAAGGUCUCGAAGUACUAAAUGACUGCAAUGAAAACCAAAAAAUGCUUGCAAAACUUCCUGACUGGCUCACAUCAAGGUGGAACAGAAAGGUUACAGAAGUCCAAGAACAGAGCCACAUAUUUCCAAGUUUCAGCGAUUUUGUUGCGUUCAUCUCAUGUGAAGCCAAAAUUGCAUGUAAUCCCAUAACUUCUCUCUAUGCUCUGAAACCAAGAGAAAAUGAGAAAACAAAGUUACAAACAACCAGGACUCAUGGCGCAAAGGUCAUGGCACUGAACUCCAAUGAAAGGGCUGUCAGUUUAAGCUGUGUCUAUUGUGAGAAAGCAGGUCACAGUCUGCAGAAAUGUUUCAAAUUCAUGAAUGAGAACAUUGGAGAAAGACUGAAGUUUGCACAAGAGAAGAAGUUAUGCUCUGGCUGUUUGAAGUUGGGCCAUCGCUCCAAGGAUUGUCACAACAGAGAAACCUGUGACACAUGUAAGAAAAAACAUCCAACAUGUCUUCACGACACACGGACUAAAGAAGAGCGAACUCGGACAAAGAACAAUGAAGCAAGGAGCACUGAUAAAACAAAACAAAGGAAACCAGAUUCAACACUACAAGAUAACAAUUUCACACAAACAAGUGAAGCAACUUCUAACAGAGUAAUGCAGAAUGUCAAGGAUACUCACACAUCCUCUAUUGUUCCUGUGUGGGUUUCAGCUGAAAGUGAGCCAGAGCGUGAAGUUCUAGUGUAUGCACUUCUUGAUACACAGAGCGACACGACCUUCAUUUUACAGGAAACUGCCAGAGCCUUGCACACUGUAAAUGAGGUUGUUCAGCUAAGGCUUACUACAAUGUCAUCAAGAAAUACUGUUGUUACCUGUCACAAGCUCUCUGGUUUACAAGUAAGAGGAUUUUACUCAAAUCAGAUCAUCCCUCUGCCAGUAACAUAUGCCAGAGACUUCAUUCCAGCGAAUCGGGAUCACAUUCCAACACCAGCAACUGCCAAGGCAUGGCCCCAUCUUGAACACAUUGCAGAUGAAAUCGCUCCACUCCAAAGUUGUGAUGUUGGUCUUCUGAUUGGUUAUAACUGCCCACAAGCACUCAUACCCCGUGAAGUGGUUUCUGGCAAGGAAAAUCAGCCCUUUGGACAAAAAACUGAUCUGGGCUGGAGUAUCGUGGGCUUUGGCAUUCCAUGUCUUGAUUAUGGUGAUGCCUUUGGAGUAAGCCACAAAGUCAUUGUGAAGCAAGUGGUUCCAGGUGUUCAACCAUCUUCAAGGUUCACCAAUGAAGUGCAUUACGUGUGCAGAACUCAAAUAAAGGAAAUGGUCUCACCUGCUAAUGUAAUCAAGCUGCUGGAGUCUGACUUUGCAGAAAGAGCUGCAGAAGAUGUUAAGAUCUCCCAAGAAGAUCUCAGGUUUCUGACAAAGAUGAAGGAAGGCAUCAGGCUCAAGGAGAAUGGACAUUUUGAGAUGCCACUUCCGUUUAAGAGUGACAAACCUAACUUACCUGACAACAAAUCAUGUGCCAUACAUAGGCUCAGAUGUUUGGAAAGAAAGUUGAGAAGAAACAAGCAAUACUACAUGGAUUACAAGAAGUUCAUGGAAGAAAUCAUCGCUCACGGCGACACUGAAAAGGUUCCUGAGCAAGACAUCAACAAUACCCCAGCAUGGUACAUUCCACACCAUGGGGUGUACCACCCACAGAAACCAGGAAAGAUUCGCAUUGUCUUUGAUGGCUCUGCUAAGUUUCAAGGAACAUCCAUUAAUGACCAUCUUUUGACUGGCCCAGAGCUUACAAACACCCUGCUCGGAGUAUUGUGUCGUUUCCGUUGAAGCCCAGUGGCUAUAAUGUGCGAUAUUGAACGCAUGUUUCACCAGUUUCACGUGUGUGCUGCUGACCAAGACUACCUACGGUUCUUAUGGUGGGAGAAUGGCGACCUCGACACCCCAUGUACCAUCUACAGAAUGAAAGUUCAUCUGUUCGGUGCGGCAUCUUCUCCAGGCUGCGCUAACUAUGGCCUCAAACAUCUGGCAGCUGAAGGAGAAGGACGCUUCAGUAAGGAAACAGUGAAGUUUAUAAAAACAAACUUCUAUGUCGACGAUGGCUUAGCAAGUGUUGAUACGGAAAGCCAAGCAGUACAGUUAGUCAAAGAGGCACGUGAACUCUGCAGCACAGGCAAACUUCGAUUACACAAGUUCAUAUCAAACAGCACAAAGGUCUUGUAUUCCCUUCCAAAGGAAGAAUGUUUAGUAUCUGCCAAAAAUAAGGACAUGGCAUUGAGUGAAAUCCACAUAGAGAGAGCACUAGGCGUGCAAUGGUGUGUGGAAUCAGACCAGUUCCAGUUCAGAGUGACUGUUAAGGAAAAUCCACUCACUCGAAGAGGAGUUUUAUCCACAGUCGCCUCUGUGUUCGAUCCACUUGGAUUUGUGUCACCCUUCAUCCUGCUAGGAAAGCAGAUCCUGCAGCAGAUGUGUCGAGAUAAACUCAGCUGGGAUGACACCUUACCUGAAAAUCUUCGACCUCAGUGGGAAUCUUGGCUGCUUGAUCUAAGGAAUUUGGCAAAGGUAAAGAUUCAAAGAUGCUACACUCCAAAUAACUUCAAGGCAGAGCAUUAUGAACUGCACCAUUUCUAUGACGCCAGUACUUCUGGAUACGGCAUGUGUACCUACCUCAGAGCAGUAAGCACAUCUGGUGAAGUCCACUGUUCCUUGGUGAUGGGAAGAUCAAGAGUUCCACCAUCGAAAGUUACAACCAUUCCCCGACUUGAGUUGUCAGCUGCUGUAGUUGCUGUUCGCACUGGUGAUAUGCUGAAAAAGGAACUGGAAGUUGAAAUGUUGCAAGAAACCUACUGGACCGAUUCAAAGGUUGUUCUAGGAUACAUCGCGAAUGAAGCCAGGAGGUUCCAUGUUUUUGUUGCAAACAGAGUUGAACGUAUCAAACAAAGCACAGAGCCUGAACAGUGGAGGUAUGUGGCGUCUGAAGAGAACCCAGCAGACCAUGCCUCUAGAGGUCUUACAGCUGAACAACUUAUAGCCUCAAACUGGUUUCAAGGUCCAGAUUUUCUCUGGCAGAAGGUCAUGUCCAGUGGUGAGAUCAAGGUGGGAGAGAUAUCAAGCAGUGAUCCGGAAGUCAAGAAGGUUCAGGUGCUCAAGACACAAGCCAAAGAACAAAUAUCUCUUCUGGAUCGCAUACACAAGUUCUCAGACUGGUCAAGAAUGAUCAAAGCCAUUGCUAGACUCAAGCGCCUUGCAAAGGAAGUGAAGGAACGCAAGAGAAGAUCUUGUGAAGUCAGUAAUGUGGAAGAAAGAAGGGAAGCAGAGCUGACAGUUAUCAGAAUGGUUCAAGAUGCUGCCUUCUCGCAUGAAAUAAAGUCCCUUCAAAAUCCCACAUCAAUACAAACCAAAGACAUUGUCAAAAAGUUACAUAAAUUGAGUGCAUUUCUGGAUGACCAAGGCUCACUUCGAGUUGGAGGACGUCUCAAGCAUGCUGCUUUACAUUCUAAUAUCAAGCAUCCAGUUAUCUUACCAAGAGACCGCCAUGUGUCAAUGUUACUCAUCAAGCAUUACCAUGAGAAAACAUACCAUCAAGGACGAGGGAUCACUAUGAACAAGCUCCGCGCAAGUGGAUAUUGGAUCCUUGGGUGCAGCAAGGUUGUAUCCUCUUAUAUCCACAGAUGUGUUAAAUGCAGAAAGUUCAGGAGAUGCACAGAACAGCAGAAAAUGGCAGACCUCCCGGAAGAUCGGAUGGAGACUACUCCACCAUUCACCUACUGUGGGAUGGACUGCUUUGGUCCUUUUUAUGUCAAGGAAGGCAGGAAGGAGCUAAAGCGCUACGGCUUGUUAAUCACCUGCAUGUGCUCUAGAGCAGUGCACAUAGAAAUGCUUGAUGAUUUAACCACCGAUGCCUUCAUCAAUGCACUGCGUGCAUUCAUCGCCAUAAGAGGCUCAGUUCGUCAGAUAAGAUGUGAUCAGGGAACAAACUUUGUUGGUGCAAGAAAUGAGUUUGCAGAGGCAUUCAAGGAAAUGGACCAAAUCAAGCUGGAAAAUCUGGAAUGCGAGUUUCUCAUGAACACCCCAGCUUCAAGUCAUAUGGGUGGUGUCUGGGAACGACAAAUCCGCACCAUAAGAAGUGUUCUGUCAUCCAUCCUUGAACAAUCAGCUAAACAACUUGACAGCUCCUCUCUAAGAACUUUCCUUUAUGAAGUCAUGGCAGUGAUAAAUAGUCGACCUCUUACCACAGAUCAACUAUGUGACCCAUCAAGCCCAGAACCUCUGACGCCAAACCACAUAUUGACCAUGAAGUCCACAAUCAUCUCUCCACCACCAGGCAAGUUUGUCAAGGAAGAUCUUUAUCUUCAGAAGAGGUGGCGUCGUGUUCAACUCCUUGCCAAUACCUUUUGGACAAGAUGGAAAAAGGAGUACUUGCUGAAUCUUCAAAGUAGGCAAAAAUGGACUAAACAAUACCGAAAUGCCCAAAUCAAUGAUAUUGUACUUUUGAAAGAUGAAAUAACACCACGAAACCAGUGUAAGUUGGCAAAAAUCGUUGAUGUGUACCCUAGUAAGGAUGAAAGAGUGAGAAAGGUCAAGCUACUGAUGAUUGAUCGCUCUCUAGAUGAAACAGGAAAGCGUAUCUCCAAACCUGUUUACCUGGAAAGGCCCAUUCAGAAGACAGUUGUCCUGUUGGAAGCAAAUUAAGGAGACUGAACUCUUAAUACUCUAAAUAAAAGAGUAACAAGUCAUAUUCCAUAAUUAGUUCACAAUUCAUUGCAUAUUAAGAAUAACUAGUUCAUAAGUUUAAAAGAAAUAUUUAGUUCUAUAAAUCACAAGUGAUUGGUGGGAGUGUAACAGUCCCAAACAUUUAUGUGUUUAUUCUGUUGUUGUAAAUUAUAUUUUAAUUUGCGCCAUCUAGUGGUGAGAGCAUGUGGAACAAAGUUCAAUUAAAGUUCCACACGGACUCAUUUAACUACGCACACAGCUAUCAGCGCAUUGCUGCAGCCACGUGAAGAUCUCCGGUAAGAUCGUUAGAAAUCACAUCGAUGUAUAACAGAAUUAUCAAUGUAAUAAUUUGUUUAUUGUACUUAUUUAGAAAGUUAAAGGAAAGUUGAAGCCAAAUGAGUAAUUAGCCCCUCGUGGAUGUCAGCCCACGAGUUCUCACGGGUUGUGAAGACCAAUAAACCCUGUUUUAAACACCUCGUGCUCAUGCUAAUUCCUCGAGGGUGCUACAAUAUUCAAUGUUUGUUAAAAAAAGUCCCGGCCAUGCUUUCAAAGUGUCUCUCUUUAGUUACAAAAGCAGAGUCUGCUUCUUCUCCUCCCUAAAAGACACACAACACUCUUCCUUUCUCCACUUUCUCCGCUUGGUCCUAUGUUCUGCUUUAUACGUCUUCCUCUUCCUCACCAGCAGAGUCAUCCCCUGUGGAAUAUUUCCUUUAAGGUAAGGAGCCUAAUACUGCUGAUAGAAAAUAACAGCCACAGCCAUUAAGGAGCACAGCUGUCAUUCCUAACUGACCGGUUCAUGUCAGAAGAAACGUUCACUCACCGUAGCAUGAUGUUGUGGAUCCAGAGAAGACUUGAGAGUUUACAAAAACUACAACGUUACAAAAAGAAAUCUCCACAGAGAGCAAAGCAAAGAAGCUCCAAUCACCUCAGAGUAGAACUGAACUAGAGGAGCUAAAAACUGAACGCAAAGCAAAAGCCCAACAGAAGGAAAUCCAAAUACCUUUCAGUUCAGCCAGUGCCGAGCAAGUAACUGGAUUGGUGAGCCAAGCAACAGAGGAGAGGAACUUCAGAUCACAAUCAACCUCUUAAAUGAUGGCAAGCAGGUGUGUAGCACCUCACAGAGAGCCACAGGUGAGUGGGCGGGGUUCAGGGGACCCCCGGGCAUCACACGGCUUGUGCUGGGCUCCAUUUGAACACAUCUUA
This is a messenger RNA of Oryzias latipes (Japanese medaka), 5916 nucleotides long. Lineage: Eukaryota; Metazoa; Chordata; Actinopteri; Beloniformes; Adrianichthyidae. The record is from RefSeq and is a predicted model, not a curated record.